Messenger RNA from Rhipicephalus sanguineus (brown dog tick), 493 nucleotides. RefSeq names its product organic cation transporter protein-like. The transcript has 3 exons. The record is from RefSeq and is a predicted model, not a curated record. NCBI's taxonomy places the organism in Eukaryota, Metazoa, Arthropoda, Arachnida, Ixodida, Ixodidae. Gene Ontology annotation, molecular function: transmembrane transporter activity. Bases 21 to 440 code for a protein of 139 amino acids.
CGUCGGCAGCAACGCUAGUGAUGGCUGUGAUCUCGAUCGUGUGCUACGCGGGCGGCUACAACAUCACCUAUCAGCUGGCCUCCGAAAUAUUUCCCACCGAGAUACGAGGCCGGGGAGUUCUGAUCAAGCGGCUCUUCGGCGACAUCGGCAGCUGCCUGGGUGCGGACGUCGCUUACCUGGUGGAGUACGAUCGGUACCUGCCGUUGCUGGUGAUGGGCGUCUUGUCGCUGCUGGCUGCGCUUCUGCUCUUCUUCGUGCCAGACACAGUGCACGAACCGUUGCCACAGACAAUCGAGGAUGGCGAGGAGUUCGCAAAAGACCAGGGGCUCUGCUUUUGUCCCGUGCUCGUCACCAGGUUACCAGACCGACAAGACAAGGAGAUGGGCGACAAAUCGAAUGGAGAGCCCGUCAAGGACCAGGAAAUCGUUACGCACUUGUAGAAGUACAAGCGAGCAACCACUUCAUCGCCAAUGACAUACCCAUGUUGGGAAAA